GUGAGUUUCACUGAGCAUAUCCUGUUACAAAGAUGACAUCCCCCUGUGGAGAGGCAAACCUCCGAGGAGAGACAGGACCGAAGGCCACAGUGCGCCCACAGGCUGAAGCCGCCAGGUAAACAUGUCGUCUAAAGUGGACAGUCCUCCAUCUUAUGAGGACGCAGUACAACAGCCUAAGUAUGGAAACUACCCCCAGCAGCCGCAACAUGGCUCCCCUCUUCCACCACCUCCAUCGUACAGCCCCAGUCCCAGCAUGUUCCCUGGCACCCCUGGCUACUGGGGCCAGGAAGGCAUCCACCCGCGGGCCGCAAUGUGGGCAGCAGCCCCUGGCUUCUCUCCGUCCGGGACGCCGUCCACAAUACCGACUCUGUCUGCUGGAGUGCCUGCGUCCAACUCAGGAGACAUGGGGGAUCUUCUGAGCGCCCAGUGGGAGAGCACAUCGAUUCGGCAUGGCUUCAUCAGGAAGGUUUACUUAAUUCUUACAGCACAGCUUGCUGUCACCUUUUCAGUCGUUGGCGUCUUUACAUUUGUUGACCCAGUGAGGCUGUUUGUCAUCAGAUACCCUGGCAUCUACUGGGCAUCUUUUGUGGUUUAUUUUUUGGUGUACUGCAUUCUCAUCUGCUGCAAAGAGCCGAGGAGACGUUUCCCAUGUAAUCUUGUGCUGUUGGGAAUAUUUACUCUGGCCUUGUCUUACAUGUCUGGAACAAUUUCGAGCUAUUAUGAAACGAAAGCCGUGUUCCUCGCCAUGGGAAUAACAGCAUUAGUUUGUAUAGCUGUCACAAUCUUCUGCUUCCAAACUAAGGUGGAUUUCACCUCCUGCGGGGGCCUUCUCUCUGUUGCCGCCGUUUUGCUCAUGAUCAUAGGGAUUGUUACGGCAGUCGUCCUCUCCUUCCAAUAUGUCCCCUGGCUGCAUAUGCUCUACGCUGCAAUUGGAGCUGUCGUUUACACUCUGUUUCUGGUCUACAACACCCAGCUUCUUAUUGGAAACCGUGAGUUGGCCAUCAGCCCAGAGGAGUACAUCUACGGAGCGCUCUCUCUCUAUGUUGACAUUGUUCACAUCUUCCUCUUCAUCCUUCAAAUCAGCGGAGCAGCGACUGAAUGAGCCCCAUGGUCAGAGCGUAUCUCAUCAUCUCAAGACUUUACUUUGUAUUGUAUUCGUCAUUAAACAAAAUGCUAAAUGCAAAGUGUGUAAAUUUGGAUACUAUCAAUUCCACUGUAAACUGUAUAUAUUUUUAUGACAGUCACACAUGAGCACUUUGAUCUCCUCUUGCACUGUAUGAAGGUGGAAGUGGAUUUAAAGUUUUUAUUCUCCCAAAUGUGAAUGAACAGAGAUUCUAAAG
Molecule: messenger RNA, 1340 nt
Organism: Paralichthys olivaceus (Japanese flounder)
Lineage: Eukaryota; Metazoa; Chordata; Actinopteri; Pleuronectiformes; Paralichthyidae
Product: protein lifeguard 3-like
Biological process (GO): negative regulation of apoptotic signaling pathway
Cellular component (GO): endoplasmic reticulum; Golgi apparatus
Source: RefSeq, a predicted model, not a curated record